Rotaria sp. Silwood2 is the source of this 984-nucleotide messenger RNA. The record is from the annotation of a GenBank genome assembly. Lineage: Eukaryota; Metazoa; Rotifera; Eurotatoria; Philodinida; Philodinidae.
AUGGAUUUAGAUCGAGAUCGUGCAAAAACAUUGUGUCAAAAACUUUCUGUUGAAGAUCUUCCGACUCUACUUAUGGCUGAUCCUGGACGUCGGUUAUUUAAGGAACAAGGUGUCGAUUAUGUACGAGAUAUUUAUAAUAGUGGAGCUAUACGCACUUGGUCUAAAGGAAAACGUUUAUUUCGAUCACGUGAACCACAUGAAGGUGAAUAUGUUUGGAAUGGUAUUAUUUGUCAUCAAUGUUAUAUGAGUCCAAUCAUUGGUUCACGAUAUGGUUGUUUAGAAGCAAAGUGUUAUGUAGAUUUAUGUGAAACGUGCUUACAAAAAACUGAACAUGAACAUUCUCUCGUUGGAUAUUUAGUACCUAAACAACAAUAUUCAUUCGAACAACUUUUCAAAUCAGUUCCUUAUUUACUUAAUCCUAAUAGUGAAGAAAAGAUUGAAACAAAAACAAUAUGGGAAAAUGGUAUUAAAUGUGUUGGAUUUUAUUUUUCUGCUCAUUGGUGUGGUCCUUGUCAAAUCUUUACACCGAAAUUGGCAGAUGUUUACAAAGAAGCACAAAAAAAUUCUCUAUCUUUUCGUAUAGUUUUUGUAUCAUCUGAUAACGAUGAGGAAUCAUUCAAUGAAUAUCAUUCAAAAAUGCAUUGGCCUGCUGUGCCAUUAGAUUCAACUCAUCUUAUCAAAACAUUGUUCAUUGUUUCAUCCGAUGGAAAAAUUCUUUCACAUCAAGGUGUUGACGAUGUUAAACGUAAAGGUAUAGAAGCUUUGAAAACAUGGACACAAGGAGAAACAGUGGCUCCUCCAGCGGAAGAUGAAUUUCAAUGGGAAGAUAUAUCAUGUAAUGGAUGUAGCAUGAAUCCUAUUAUUGGUCAAAGAUACUAUUGUUCUUCAUGUGAUAAUUAUGAUCUAUGUUCAACAUGUGCAAAGAAAGGACAUGAACAUCCACUUGAAUUGGUACCACAAUCGACUGAAGAUGAAGAUGAUUGA